AUGCUCGGCUUCGGGCCACGUUUCGCGUGUCGGUGUGCCCAGUUUCUUGAAUAUGUCCAGGAUCAACCCCAGCUGGUUGCCGUCCUCGUGUGCCGCCCGGGACCGAAACAGCGGCUCGCGUGGUGGCCGGCGAGCGCAUUGACCGAGCAGGGCACCUGCCGCCCAAAUGUCGACCGCCGUCCCGUAGGCCUCGUUGGUAAAGAGAGUCUCGGGUGCGCGGUAGGAGCCUGUGCCGAUGUCGAGACACUUCUUGUCCGCAGGCUCGUCUGGCAGGGACAGCUCGGGGUGCCAUGCGGUGCCAAAGUCGGACAGGAACACCGGCCCGUCCAGCCGCUCCAAGAGAAUGGACGACGGCUUGAUGUCGCGAUGGAUGAUGCCGAGGCUGUGGACGUGUUUGAGGGCAGAGAAGAGGUCGGUAAAGUAGUUCAAAACACGGUCGCGGGUCAAAUGGUGGAUGCGCAUAAUCUCGGCUUCGCGCUCAAUACUAUGCGGCUGCAAGUCGCCGUCGUGCCUCCAGACUUUGAGAGCAUAUAA
Sporothrix brasiliensis 5110 is the source of this 534-nucleotide messenger RNA. RefSeq lists its product as uncharacterized. The transcript has 2 exons. The coding region runs from base 1 to 534 and encodes 177 amino acids. NCBI's taxonomy places the organism in Eukaryota, Fungi, Ascomycota, Sordariomycetes, Ophiostomatales, Ophiostomataceae. The record is from RefSeq and is a predicted model, not a curated record.